AUGGCGGAUCAGCAGCAGCCGACGGCGGCGGCGGCGGGGGCGGCGUAUUCGCGGAAACAGAUCACCGACAGCAUGGCCUUCAUCAACGAGAUCCUGGCGGAGCUCGUGGCAGCGCCCGACGUCCGCCACGAGUUCUUUAGGCUCCUCUCUGGAUUGCGAAAGGACGGCGGCGACGCCGACGCCGUCGGGUCCCGUGCCGCGGAACUCCUCCGUGGCCACCCCGACGUGCUCCGCAGGUUCCUCGCCGUGCUGUCCGAGGCGCAAGGCAGCGAGGACAUGUUCGCCGACGAGAUCUACGACAGGGCCAAGCGAGCGUUCGGCCCGGCGCACGUCGGCCUGCUCCACGCGUUCGCCACCGUGUGGCUCCCGGGGGAGGAGUGGAAGCUGCAGCAAGCGCGUGGACCGGCGCCGGCACGGCAGCGCAGUCGCGCGGCGGCGGCCUCCGCCUCGCACGCCGGCAUGCCCGAUGCUAAGAAGAAGCCUCGCGCCGACGACGAUGGCAACAACGGCCGACGACACGACCCUGCUGCCAUUGCCCCCCGACGGCAGCGCAACCGCGCGGCGGCGGCCUCCUCGCACGCCGCGGCCGCCGGCAUGCCCGAUGCUAAGAAGCCUCGCGCCGACGAUGGCAACUACGGCCGGCAACACGACCAUGUCAUCGCCGUGCUGGAGGUGAGAAACGUCAAGAAGCGCCGCAGCGACGACGAUGGCACCGGCCGCGGACUCCACGCGCUCCACCGCAUCGGUGAAAGCUCAGGCGGCGGAGCAGCGGCGCGGGGCCGUGACUACGACUACGACUACGCGCCGCAGUCCAGAGCCAAGAAGCACCACAGUGGCAACGGCGAGUUCUCGGGCAGCGCGCCCGCGGCGCAGGUGCUCGGUGCCGGCGCCGGCGCCGGCGUCCACCACGCGGCACGCGUACAGCGACAAUGA
Messenger RNA from Miscanthus lutarioriparius, 933 nucleotides. The record is from the annotation of a GenBank genome assembly. Lineage: Eukaryota; Viridiplantae; Streptophyta; Magnoliopsida; Poales; Poaceae.